Haliotis rufescens (red abalone) is the source of this 1899-nucleotide messenger RNA. Its product is annotated as paired box protein Pax-8-like. Bases 226 to 1323 code for a protein of 365 amino acids. Gene Ontology annotation, molecular function: DNA-binding transcription factor activity, RNA polymerase II-specific; RNA polymerase II cis-regulatory region sequence-specific DNA binding. Lineage: Eukaryota; Metazoa; Mollusca; Gastropoda; Lepetellida; Haliotidae. The record is from RefSeq and is a predicted model, not a curated record. Gene Ontology annotation, biological process: anatomical structure development; regulation of transcription by RNA polymerase II. The transcript has 5 exons.
AGUGCUAUCGGUCUAUCUACAUGUACAUAUUUCCCAUCAACAUCGUACAACCUCACAAGGAUGUGGGGGAUCAGAGUGGUACUUGGAGCCGCCUCGCUGCGCGUUAAAUCCACCCGUUUUAAUAGCUCGGGAAUGCACCUAUAGCUCCUAACGCUGUGAACUAGACCCUUAGAGUCGUUGAGGUGAAGAGACGUAAAUCCUACAACUGUGGAGUCGCCAGGAACCAUGCCCCAUACAGGCCAGACAGGGGUUAAUCAACUGGGAGGGGUCUUCGUGAACGGCCGUCCACUUCCUGACCAUGUACGACGACGCAUCGUGGAACUAGCUCAGAUGGGCGUUAGGCCAUGCGACAUAUCUCGCCAGCUUCUUGUGUCCCAUGGGUGUGUCAGCAAGAUCCUCACCAGAUACUACGAGACGGGUUCCAUCAAGCCCGGCUCUAUUGGAGGUAGCAAGCCAAAGCAAGUGGCCACACCUCUGGUGGUGAGGAAGAUCCUGGAGCUAAAACAGCAGAACCCUUCCAUCUUCGCCUGGGAGAUCCGCGACCAGCUGCUGGCACAGAGAGUCUGUGACGACACCACCAUACCCAGCGUCAGCUCCAUCAACAGAAUACUCCGCAACGCCAACGCCUGUGCCUCCGACCAGUCUCCCUUCGCCAUGGACCUGGCCACCAGGUUUUCCCCAGCCUGCUCCCCCGCCCCCAUGCCCUAUGUGUCCAUGCCGUCCUACCCCGGGGCGUGGUACCCCCUACCCAUACCCGGGCUCUCCUACCCUCGCCUGGUCCAGCCUCUGGGGGGUGAGGCAGCUGGCAAGCUGGGGGAGAGGGAUGAAGAGAAGGAGAGAGAGAAAGAAAGAGACAUCGAGAGAGCGUUGGGAAUCAAAAGGAAAGCGGAAGACAAGGUUAAAGUUGAGGACAAACGACAGGAAUCGGACGAUGACGAAACACCUGAAAAGAAAAGACGGUUGGAAAAGUGUGAAUCGGAUUCUGAAGAAAAUACACCGGUGUCUAGUUCCCGGACUAAAAGUAGCGAGACAGCGACGGUGAGCAAGCGAGAGAGAGACAAUUCAACGCCUGCAAAGUGCACCUCAAGUCGGACGGAGAGCAAAUCGAAAACUUCCGAGGACUUAUGCAGUGUGACUUCGCUCAGUAAUUCAUUCGGACUGUGUGCACGUACGCCGAUUUGCUUCUCACGAAUGCUGCCGUAUCCACUGAUGCGUUCCAGCUUUUCACCCUACCCAACUCAACAUCCGGGCGCCUCAGUAGGCCUGUAUCCACUACACGUGACUCCCAUGCGCCCUGGUUUCAGUCACGUGCCAGCAUCAUGAAAACACCCACUUUGAACAUAUAAAAAAACCUCAGAUCGUCGGUUCAAGUUGGCAUCCUGUAUGCGACAACUUGUGAUUGAUAGCCCAUGCAAACGGCUAACAUCGACGGAGCAAACAUCGCUGUUACCGCCGCUCGAUCGCCUUCGACCUAAAUGCCACUUGGUAUCGUCACGCUAGUGAACAGGAAGUGACGUGGUUGUCAACAUACCAACAGAGGCCGAAGUGAAGGUCGGUGAUAGUGCCAGAUCGCCAGCAGAGAUCUACCAAAUGGACACACCCAGCAGUUCCCGAGUUUGCUUUCUACAAGGACUGUUAGUGUUGAAUUUGUAUUUAUUGAACGGAACUGUUUCCCAGAAGGAAAUAUGUUUGUUGAUUUCUGUCACACGUCUCUACUGCAUUUGCAUUUAUUUAAACACUUACAUGAAGUGCCCCCACUGGUUUGCAUUAAUCAUAUCUAAUACUUUAAGUGUGUAGUUACCAGGUCUUCGAAGUGUAAAUAUUCCUUGCAAACUUUGCUAAUUUAUUUUGAUUCGUAUUUUGCUGUCGAAGCUUACGAAAUAAAAUGUUAAAGAAUUA